Messenger RNA from Chelonus insularis, 1782 nucleotides. RefSeq names its product ETS translocation variant 1-like (gene Ets96B). NCBI's taxonomy places the organism in Eukaryota, Metazoa, Arthropoda, Insecta, Hymenoptera, Braconidae. The transcript is spliced from 10 exons. Gene Ontology annotation, cellular component: nucleus. Gene Ontology annotation, molecular function: DNA-binding transcription factor activity, RNA polymerase II-specific; sequence-specific DNA binding. The record is from RefSeq and is a predicted model, not a curated record. Gene Ontology annotation, biological process: cell differentiation; regulation of transcription by RNA polymerase II. The coding region runs from base 22 to 1782 and encodes 586 amino acids.
AUUACUACUGAUUUAAAUAGAAUGAAUAAUAAUGGAUAUUCUAAAUUACCUGAAUCAAUCGAUGGAAUUUUAAAUGGCAAUUACUGCAAUUCAUACUCUGGUAGUGAAAUAUCAUCAAUUGAAAAAAACCAUCACAGUUCUAAUUUGUACCAGAAUAAUGAAUGUAGACAAGAGUCAUGGCUUCAAGACGGAAGCAGCUGCGAAACUGAAGAGAGUGAACAAUAUGUUCCAGAAUUUCAUAACAUUUCUGAUGGAGUCAAACAAGAGUCAUUGAUGAACUGCCGGAGAAGCGCUGAUGAUUAUAAUAAUCGAUUCAAUGGACAUCAUGAAUCCAUUUUUUUGGAUUUAAGCCCUAAUACCAAUAGUGCAUGUUAUGGCACAAAAUUAAGUCCCGGAAACAGCAAUGUUACUGACUGCAUUGCAGUCAAAGAAGAACCGACGGACCGAGGCUACAUUGAACCGACGCCAAUUGUAAAUCUUCUACCUUCAGCAUCUCAAGACAACUCAAAUGACUUAAUUUAUCAAAGACGACAACAUUAUACGAACAUAAUGGCUACGAGGGAGCACAGAGACUCCCCAAUUCCAAGUAGACCCGCUAGUACAUCAUCUGUGACAUCACAAUGGCAAGGAGGACCAUCAUCAACCAGUCAAACUACUGCAGAGUCUAAUUUUUCAUUACGACAAGAUAGUUGGGCAUCAUCUAGUACUGAAAAUUACUCGAGACGUAGUUCAAGUCCUACACUUACUGAACUAGGAAUCCAAUCUGAAGUAAGAAAUUUGGCCUGGGAUCGUACAAAUGUUGGUUAUCAAAGAAAAAGUCCAUCAACAGCAUCCUGGAAUGCUGACUAUAUUAAACGGCCAUCAUCUUCAACAGGAAUUACGUCAUGGAAUGACGUUGCAGUUGGAUAUCAACAACAAAGAAGAGGUUCUUUACAGCUUUGGCAAUUUUUGGUUGCACUUUUAGAUGAUCCUGCCAAUGCUCCUUGUAUCACUUGGACCGGCAGAGGAAUGGAGUUCAAAUUAAUUGAACCUGAAGAGGUAGCAAGAAGAUGGGGUGUCCAGAAAAAUCGUCCAGCAAUGAAUUAUGAUAAGCUAAGUAGAUCUCUCCGUUAUUACUACGAAAAAGGGAUAAUGCAGAAAGUAGCUGGAGAACGAUAUGUCUACAAAUUUGUUUGUGAUCCUGAGGCGCUUUUCAACAUGGCUUAUGGCGUAGGUUCUUCAAAUAUAUCAACAGAAUCUCCCUCAUCUAUUGGUAGAAGUCAUACUGUUAGUAAAUCUACUUCAAAUACUAUCUCUGAUACAACUCCCAAAUCUUCGUCGGAUGGUUAUAGUGAUGCUGUUCUUGCAAUGUAUCCGAACACAACUACAGUGUAUGGAACAUCCAGUUUACAUCAUCUCCAUCAAUACCUAGGAUCAAAUGAAGGCUUUAAAACUCCGCCAAGUCGUUACUCUCAUCAUACUCAUCAAUAUAAUAAUCAUAUUCAUCAUCAUUAUUAUCAUCAAUCUAAUUCACCAUAUUCUGAUGCAUUUUUUAAUUAUGGUCGCUUUUCACAUGAUUUACCUCUUGAUAUUCGGACGCAAGACUCGAUGAGAAAUAGCUACGCUCAUGAAGUGAGUUCAACGAGAGCAAAGGAUUCAACAGUAUCAUUCGAAUCUUCAUCACAACGUUUACAAUUGAGCACUACCACUAGUUCACCAAGUUCUAAUAUUUUAGAGACUACUACUAGUUCAAAAAUUGAGCAAGCUUACAGCUGCUUAAGUGUUGACAGUUGUGUAUGUUAA